Nicotiana tabacum (common tobacco) is the source of this 1190-nucleotide messenger RNA. NCBI's taxonomy places the organism in Eukaryota, Viridiplantae, Streptophyta, Magnoliopsida, Solanales, Solanaceae. The record is from RefSeq and is a predicted model, not a curated record.
AUGCUGUAUCGGGUUGUCAGAGAGGAAAAGAAGAGUGGUUUUAGUUCAUCAGUGGCAAAUACUAAGGAACAUGCAAACCAAAAUGACCAAAAAGGUGUCCAAGGAAAAAAGAAACUGACUUCCAUGGAAGCAGCUAUCAAGAGAACUGCAGAUAAAUUAGCCACUGUAUGUGUUCAUUAUGGCAAUAGAAAAGAAAGCCAAGGCAGAGAUGAGAUGCCACAGCAACCUGAUUUGGAUAAAGAGGGAAUAACUGAAGAAGAAAGAUUCAUGUUGUGGAAGAUUGGCUUGAGAAUGAAGCCUUUCUUACUUCUUGGUAGGCGGGGAGUUUUUGAUGGAACAGUGGAGAACAUGCACCUUCAUUGGAAAUAUAGGGAAUUGGUAAAGGUAAUAACCGGGAGGAAAAGCAUUGAGGAGGUAAACCAAAUAGCUAGGAUGUUGGAGGCAGAGAGCGGGGGAAUACUAGUUGCUGUUGAGCGAGUAAAUAAGGGUUAUGUGAUUAUUGUGUAUCGGGGAAAGAACUAUGAAAGGCCUGAUUCUUUGAGGCCUCAGACUCUUCUAAGUAAAAGAGAAGCAAUGAAGCGUUCUAUAGUCGUUGAAAUUGCAUGUCUUAAAGCUUGCACAAAAUAUAGAGGUCUUGAAGUCACGACCAAAAGUGAGGAGAUGAUUCAUAUUCAGUCCUCGGAUAUAGUUGGUUGGCAGGUAGCUGAGACAGGAACAUCUAAUGCUGCAGGCGGAACCAAUUAUCAGUCUACUUUAGCAAGUCCUUGCACUUCUGAGGAUUGUGGGGAUGCUGCAAAAGACACUGACCACAGUUCUCAGAAAGAAUUACCAAGUGAUUCCUCUUUCCAAUAUGAGAGCAAGGCUGAGGCUAUGUCUGAUACAAUUCAACCUCAGCAUCAAUCUAUUUUAUCAACCAAAGAGUCGAAAAGUAUGUUGAAUGUGAAUACAACAACAACCCAGGAGAAGUUAAAGAUUCACUUUUCUGAGACCAGAAGUUUCAAUAAACCUCGGGAAGUUGACAGUAGAAAGGAGGUGUCUGAAGUUGAUUCUGUCAAACCUCAACAAGAACUCAGAUCCACCAGGAGUAGGUCCGAAGCGAUGCCUCCCAAAAAAGUACAUCUUUCCAACAGGGAGAGGCUGCUUCUCAGAAAACAAGCCCUCAAGAUGAAGCCUACCAGCGCUUGCUGUUG